AUGACAGGACCCAACUCCCCAAGCCGGGCCGGCACCUCCUCGGCCAAGUUGAGCAGACACGGCCGAUCAAAGAGCUCGAGUUCGCACUGCCUCCUCCGCUGCAGCACCCGGGAGGAAUCCUCCGCCUCUCCCCCUAAUAACAGCUCCCGGUCCCCUGGGGAGGAAGAGGAGAAGGAUGGAGGAGUUCUUUUCUAUGUCAACCGGACUGGAUUCCCCAUCGAAAGCAUCACCUGGGAGAGGAUGUGGUCCCAUGUGGCUGCUGUGCACCCUGAGGGUCAGGAGAUGGUGGACAGGAUACAAAAUGCUGCAUACCUUCCCAGGCAUCCUGUUCCUUCAGUCCCGACCUUCAGACCGUCCAUGUCGGUCCCAGACUGGCUGGUGUCCGUCCAGAACUACAUGAAGGCCCUGCAAUACAACCAUACAGGAACACAGUUCUUUGAAAUCAAGAAGAGCCGUCCACUGUGCGGGUUAAUGGAGACAGCAAGAGAGAUGAUCAGGGAGUCUCUGCCAAUCAAAUGCCUUGAAGCCGUUAUCCUGGGAAUCUACCUGACCAACGGCCUGACGUCUCUGGAGCGUUUCCCCAUCAGCUUUAAGACUCAGUUUUCAGGCCACUGCUUCCACCACGUUGUUCUGGGCGUCUACUGCAACGGUCGCUAUGGAUCGCUGGGCAUGAGCCGCCGCCAGGACCUGAUGGACAAACCGCUUGUCCACCGGACGCUGGGGGAACUGGUGGCCGAGUUUGAGAGCUCCUACAAGAGAUACCAGCACACUCUGAAGAAGGUGAAGAUCGGCCUGUAUGUGCCUCACGACCCCCACGUCUUCCAGCCAAUAGAAUGGAAGCAUUUAGUCCUGAAUGCCGCCAGACUGGGAGCUCAGGAGAUGAGGAAGGAGCUGGAGAAACACGGUCGAGACAUGAGGAUGAAGAUCCUGAAAUCAUCCAGCGCCCAGUCACCAAUCAAAGAGCGGAGCCGGGGAAAAUCCUUAUCACCACGGCGACGGCAGAGCAGUCCCCAGCGACGCUUCGCUCAGCGCAGAGACAAAUCGCCGGCCUGCGUGGAGAGGAAACCUCCGGAGCUCAGCACGCUCAGCGACGGCUACCAGAUCCGCAUCUGAGCCCCCCCGUCCCCGUCCGAGACGACCUCAGCCCCUCCCACAUCCGUCCACACGUCUCAACCUCCCCGAUCCUAAAGACUCUACCAGCCGCCAGCGCUUUAAGUGGACGAGACACUGCAGCUCUGACGAAGGUGGACGAUGAACACAAGUGCUUUCUGAUCUUUCAGAGGAGGAACUUCUUUGAAGCUGCGACUCGGAGAGAAAAGAGGAUUUUAUAUUUCAAGAAGAGUUUGGUUGCUUGUUCCGUCGCCGUGGAUCCACGACAACAGCUUCACCACACACUCAAACUCGGAUGUAGAAGUUCAGCGGAUGAAAUAUCUCUAAAUCUCCAACAUUUCAGUCCAGAAAUCGUUGAGAGCCGUUGUGUCCUGACAUCAUGUGAAAUUCACAUUAAUAAACCAUCAUAUCAUCUCUGUCGGUUUCAGAGCACAAUUCUAUGUCUGAGAAUUUCUGCGAUGACUCAACACAGGUUUUCAUCAUUUCUCCAACAUGUCGGUGUUCAUGGAGGAAAGAGGAGAUUCCCACGUGACUCUCGCUUGUUCAUCUACUGCAGCACCUUGAUUAGUUGCACUUUGACUUUCUCCAAAGCUUUUGAAUCGUCCAUGGUUUGAAUAAGAUGAGUAAGUCGGCUCCUACAUGCAGAUUUCCAUCGAUCGGAGUGGACGAGUUUAGAAUAAGGAACUCGUUCAAUAAGGAGAAUCAAAGAGGCAGAGUCGAUCGAGUUUCAGGAAGAAGAAGAGAGAGGAGAGGAGAGGAUCAUUAGAGCACUGCGGCAAACCUCCCUCUCUCUCUCUCUCCCUUUCCCUCGCUUCCUCUUCUCCUCUGGAUACGUAACCACAGAUGGAAAAUAACACUCUGAAGCUAGAAGAUUGUGAUUUACAGUCGAAGCACUCGACUGUAAAUCUGCAGCACGAAGGUGAAAAUCGUCUCCGUUUCGUGUUGGAACAAACUAAAGCCUGAGGUUUUAUUCAGUCAGUAAAUCAUAUGUUCCGCUCAGAACGAGAUGAAAAACAAGAGUGAGGAACUCCUGAGCAGCUCCAUGAAUCAUCUUCGGUACCAAGUGGCCUAUGAGCAGUUCAGUACUGUUCACGCUCGUAUGCCCCAUGUAACAUUAGGAUCGUACAAAAACACAAUCAAAUCUGAAUCUGUUUAUCUGGAUUCUCCUGUUGAGGCCUUUUGAAGAAUCAAAGUUCGAGUUCAGUUCGACAGUCACGGAUGAUUUUAACCCGUCUGACACAAACACAUGCAACGACACAAUAUCACAUAUCAAAGAAACGCUGAUCACACAACACAGAAAUCUGAAUUUAAAACAUACUCAUGCCCCCAACGGCCCUUUCAAUUAAAUGAAACUGCACCAACAUUUUUACGCUCAACAAAAUGCUGAAAAAUAUCCUGGAUCUGAUUUUAAUUGGUUCUUUCCUGACUGACAUCAGAUCCUGCCACCAAGUUCUGUCGAAUUCCAUUCUUUCGAUUUUGUGAAAUCUUGUUCGACAAAGGACCGGGCUGAAAACUAGAAGGUUAGCUCAGUGUGUUUUAUUCUCAUCUGAAGACUGCCAACAUUUUGCGCCGAGCGUUUUGGUUAAACAAUGAGUUAUGCACACGUUGUGUUCGAGGUCGUGACAAAGAACUCAAAUCCAAGUCUUCCACACUUCAAACAAAGGGUUUGUGGCUCAAAGAGGCAAAAAGAAACACAUUUUCAAACAUUUGUACAGAAAUGAAUCUCCGUCAUUAAGAGUAAGUCUUCUCUCGCUCUGUGCAGCCUGAGCAAUAAUCCCUGAUUCAAGGUGCUGUGAGCAAAGAGCGAAAUAUCUUUCACGUUUGUGAUGUUCGACCAGCAGAGGACCAGAGCACAAAGCAACCAGCUCAACGGGAUCAUAUUUGUACUGCAAAUUAUUUACAAAGGCUUAAUGAUGUUAGCAUCGGAAGAAAAGCACAAAGCUGCUUCCGAGUUGUUCUUCUCGCUUCGGUUGUCAACAGACAAUUGCGUAUGUUUUUCGGCCUGCAGAACUUUUUUAAAGAAUGGAACAUUUUCUGAGGGAUUCCAUGUGUUUUACAAACUGAGAUUCAACAGUUUCCUAAACUUCACUAAUGUCUCUCGAUGCUCAAAUAUGAGCAUGAAGACAAACAAGGACUCGGCCGCUCAGCGGGGACACAGACACUGAAACACUCAAUGUAGCAACGGUUUUUAGUUUAACUGGAAUAGAAACGUCUGCGUUUGACAAUUUAUCUUAUUGAAUGUUUCCUUUUUGUUUUUCUUCAUAAGAUUGUGGUUGAAAACUUAACUUUUUGGAUUUUGGAGUUUCGAUUCAUUGAUUGUAAAUUUUGAUUUUGAACGAGAAGCAAGAAUUCAAAAAAGGAAAGAAAAACCACCUUGUAUUUGUAGCAGGUGUUUUUUUUUAAAUCUUUUUGAGGUCCUUUGUUUCCAAAGCGCUGAAUCGUGUUUCUCAGCUGUGUCCUAAACUCACUGAUCUGUGAUGAACCUAAAUCUUUGGUGAUUUAUAAAGAUCUCAAAUCUCCUCUUAAAUAAUAUAGAUUCAAAAUUGAAAUAAUAUUAUGUCCAAAUUUUCAAGGUUGUUAAUCAAAUCCAGGAAUGCAACAAAAAACAACAAAAGAAGCCACAAAUACAAUUUCAUAUUUGUUACUUAUGCAGCUUUGAAUUAGAAAAAAAAGGUUUUUGUUUCCAUUAAAGCUGAACCAAAUUCAGAGCAACAUGUUGUCAGUAUUUGAAUAAAACUUCCAGUGCCUCCGCAGUGUUGCUCCCAUGUCUUUAUUUGUUGUUUUGACUUUGCUGUGUGUUGUUUGGAGGAUUCGUGCCCGUGUUUAUUUGCCACUGAACAAAGUCGCAGCUUUUUCUUAAAGUUCGCAAACGGUUUCCUUCUCUUGUUUUCUUCUUCAGAUUUUAUUCUAUGACAACAGAUGUAGUUUUUGUUUGCCUUCUUCUCGCAUGUUGUGUUACGAUUGUUCUGCGAGGGACAAAAGGGACAGACGGCCUUCUGUCAAACUCUUGAGAAAUGUAAUGAGGUUUGCUUGUGGCGCUCUGUGGGAAUCGAACCCUAAACCUCUGGAACAGUAUUGAGCUCAUUAGGGCUGUUGAGUGUGUUGAGCUUUCCUGUGGUUUUGUUUACCUGUGGAAAUUAACAGUAGGAGGAGCCGUGACCCCCCCCGAGUCGAUAUAACUAUCUUAACUCUGUUACAGCUUCAGCUGUUUUUAUCAACAACAGUAGCAGCAUGUGAAUAAAUUAUCUAUGUUUCUAA
Messenger RNA from Limanda limanda (common dab), 4368 nucleotides. It is a transcript of the gene vash2, whose product is annotated as vasohibin 2. The transcript has 8 exons. Bases 1 to 1113 code for a protein of 370 amino acids. NCBI's taxonomy places the organism in Eukaryota, Metazoa, Chordata, Actinopteri, Pleuronectiformes, Pleuronectidae. The record is from RefSeq and is a predicted model, not a curated record. Gene Ontology annotation, cellular component: cytoplasm. Gene Ontology annotation, biological process: regulation of angiogenesis.